ACCAGACAACGCGGGGCUUCAAAAACUGAAAUCCAUAAUAACUUGGCCUUCAUGUCUGACAGCCGUCGAGCGACGUGUUUUUCAAGUCGCACAAUAUUGAAUGGACUCACGAAUGAAAGUGAAGGCUAUCAAUGUUUACAUGUAUUCAUCAGAUAAAAUGGAGCAACUCGAUUGUUUCACGACACCCACCUACGAUCGUGGUGGAUUAUAACUAAAUGCUUAUCAAUACUUUCUUGCGAUAACACAUCAAGACAAUGAAGGACAAGGAAGAACUGGAGGAGACUCUAAAGAAACUGUUAGUGAGAUUGAAAAAUCUUGAAGAAGGAAAGCAGUUAAGUACGCUGGUUCAAAUCAUCGAAGACCUUAUUUUCCUGGCCCAUACAGAUGGAUGUGCAGCUGAACUGUUCGAAGACAAAGCGGUUCAGGGGCCUCUUAUGGUUGUACUGUCAUUUUACAGUAACAGUAAAAGAGUGCAGCAGGCAGGAUGGUCCUUGCUGUGUCGGCUAAUAGAAAUAUGUCCUAGCACCUUAGACCAGUUGACCAAGCCUCUGGAAGCAGGGAAAGACUGGGAGGUAUUGGGUGUGCACCAGCAGAUCCUGAAGGUGCUUUCCCAACACAGCAGAGACUGCCGGACGAUGAUGGUGGGGCUCAGAACACUGGCUCUCCUCCUCCAAUCAGACAUCAUCAAGCUGUUGGUUCUAGAUGCUGAGGAGGAUGUAUUUGACCUGAUUGUGGGUGCUAUGAAGGAGUUUUCCUCCAGCGAAGAAGUUCAACUUCAAGGUUUCCGUGCUCUGCAGCUGUUGUUGGAACAAGUGAGCGAUGACCACCUGGUGGAGUUUGUGGAGAACAAGGACCACAGUGUGGUUCUAGCAGCACUCCUGAGUUCCCAGGCCAGUGAAGACCUGCUUCUACAGGCCAUGAAGGUUCUGCUCCCUCUGGCAGGACCCGCCAGCAACGUGGAGAUCCUCAUGUCCGGGGGAGCACGUUGUUACAGUGUUGUGGCGGGAGCCAUGGACUCUCACCCAGCACUGGAGCCUCUGCAGGAAGUUGGUUGCCAAUUAAUCAGGAAGUUCACCGCAGUGUGUUACUACAAUAUCCUGGUGCUGAACGGUGUGCAUAGAGUCCUGGUGAGGGCUAGUGUGACCUACCCAGAGAACACUACCCUGCAGGCCGCUGCCCUCUCCUGUCUGGCCGAACUCACCGGGACGAUCAUGGAGAGUAAGGUGGUGGUCCAGCAGGGUCUGGAUGAGGGAGAGGAGGAGCAGGUUGGAGGGCAGGUGGAGGUGGACGGCAUGGACCUGUGCUGGAUGAAGGCUUGCUGCACAGCCCUGGAGCUCCACGCAGCAGAUUCCACCGUCCAGGAAGCUGCAUGUUGGGCCAUUCACAACCUGUUACUACAUGGGAGUGGACUAGAUUAUUCCAUAGUGGACCAGGAAAAUAGGGCGCCUGUCCACAGACAGGUAAUGGCUGCCAUGCUGCUCCACUCCUCCUCUGUCAGGGUGUUCCAGGCUGCCGCCUGUGCCUUGGGCACGCUCAUCACAUUUAACCCUAAAAUGCAGUCUCUGCUGUUGUCCAAUGGCCUCCAUGUCAACGUGGUGGAGAUGAUGAAGAGACACUUGAAUUCUCCAGAAGUUUCCGCCAGCGGCUGUCAGCUGCUGCAUCUGCUGUUCAGGGGAAGGACUGCCAAUCUGGAUGAGAUGAACAUGGCCAUGAAUCAGAUCCUGGCGGCCAUGAAGGUCCAUAACUUCCAGCCUGAGGUCCAGGUGGAGGCCUUGAGAGCCAGCCUGGUCUUCCUCUGCCCAGACCGGCGCCUGCGGGAGCAUGGUGUCUCGGUGGAAGAUCCAGACACUGUGGAUGUCUCUCUGAGGGUGCUGAAGAACCAGUGUGUGGUGGAAGGGGCUCACACCAUCUACCUGGAGGCCCUCAACAGGUUCAUCGGCUGCUCAGCUGUCCAGGAGAAUGGUCUGAGGGUUUUGUCUGCCCUUGCUGAUUGCUCCGGUGCAGUGGACCUGCUCUGCCAGCAGGGGGCCAUAGACACGGUGCUGCACACACUACAGAUGUUUCCCCAGGAACAAGAAAUACACUACUGGGGUUUGAAUCUACUCUGCUACCUGGUGUCUAAGAAGAAGCUAUCAAGAAUGAUCGUCCCUGUCCUGGCCUCGGUCCUUGUCACCUCCCUCAUAGAGUACAAGGACUACCCCGAGAUGCUGUUGAAGGGUUUCCAGGUGGCUCUGCGCAUGCUGGACGCCUGUUCAGGGGCGGCGGGGGACCUGCAGAAGGAGGACUUUGAUCGGCAGGUCUUCCAGCAGCUCAGAGACGGCCCUUCUGACCUGUACAGCAACCCGCUGCGCAAGGCGGCGUGCCUGGCCCUGUCCAAGAUGGCGUCCGAGGCCGACCUGAGGUACGGCAUGCUGGAGAAGGCAUGCGAGGACGGGGAUGAGGUCAUGGCUGAGUGUCUCAUCCAGCUGGGCGCGGACGUCAACAGGAAGCCCAAGACCGAAUCCCUCAUAUACCAGGUGUGCGAGAAGGGCGGGACCCUGGCCCUGGUUGAGCUGCUGCUGAGCCGUGGCAUCCACGAGCAGCACCUUCGGAGCGCGCUGGCUGCCAGCACGCGGAGAGGAGACGGGCCCGCCAUCAUCCUCCUGCUGGGCUGCCUGGGGCUGGACCGCCACAACGGAGCCCUCUGUCUGGGCGGCUUCAGGCUCGGACGGCUGGACGCCGCCUGGCUCGGCCCCCUGCUGGUGGACCGGGGGAGAGCACGGAGCCUGCGCGACCACAACAGUAAAGGUGCACGUCUGGGCCAGUACGUGUGCUCCUUCCAAAGAAUCAAAAGCACCCCAUGUCCUCUUAGGUCACUAGCUGACCCCUGUCUGACCUCUGGCUACAUGUCGGACGAGAGCGAUGACUCCAGCUUCGUCUCCCUGGAAGACAGCUUGGUGUUCUACGAUGACAUGGAAAGCGAUGGAAGUGAUUCCCUGUCUUUAGCCCUUAAGUCACCCAACGACUCAUCAGAAGAGUGGAGAGCAGGAUCUUUCAAGAAGAAACAGAGCCGUCGCAGACAUGCUAGUGCAGAGGCUGGCCUGUCUGAGGUUGAGCCUGGGGAGCCUCACAGGAGAUAUGGCAGGACUGGCUCCAACCAUAAAAGAGUCUACUCCCCAGUGUUGGGGUCAGGGGAUAAUUCUGCCUCCCCGAUUGGGGAAAGAGAGAGGAUCCGGCUGCUGGACCUAUCAGGGAAUGAGCUGGAGUCUGUGUCCUGCCUGAUGGACAGGGGUUUUGUCCAACAGCAGCUGGAGCACCUGACUCGCCUGGACCUGAGCCAGAACAGCCUGUCAGAGUUCCCAUCCACGCUGUGUGAGAGCUUGAUGAGUUUGACCCGUCUGGAUCUCCAAGGUAACCAGCUCCAGUCCUUGCCAGUCGAACUUCUCGCCUUGCCCUCGCUGAGCACGCUCAAUGUGUCUCGCAACUCUGUGGGUCCUCUUCUGACCCUUGACCCCGCACUGACCUGCCCAUCGCUACGGCAGCUCAACUUGUCCUUCAACCAAAUCACCACCUUCCCUCAACAGCUGGGCAGAGCCAUGGUGCGACUGGAAGAGCUGUUUCUGGAAGGGAACAGAAUGAGUGAGCUAAGUACUCCUCUGUGUCUGCCUGAGAUGAAAAUUAUUGACGUGAGCAAGAACAGCGUGGAGAGCAUCUCCUCCAACUUCCUGUCUGGCUGCCCCAAGCUCGAGAGCUUCAACGCCUCCAAUAACAAACUCAAUUCCUUGUCACUCCUCCCCUCAAAAAUAGCAACGCUGAAACUAUCCAAUAACAGUUUCAGCUACAUUCCAAAUGAUGUGCUCAAUCUUCCAAAUUUGCGUUCGGUGGACAUGAGGACCAACAACAUCCAGGUUCUACCCGGCCCGGGUGCGUGGGCUUCGGUAAACCUGCGUGAACUGAUUUUCAGUCAGAACCGUAUUGAAGCUUUGGACCUCAGUGGGCCCGUGCACAAGUGGGCCAGACUGGAGAAACUCCACCUGAGUCACAACAAGCUUACCGAGAUCCCCCCUCAGAUGGGCCAGCUGGAGGAGCUGACCUCACUGGACGUGAGCCACAACGGGGGCCUGCGCUCCUUCCCUGACGAGAUGGGCCAGCUGGGCCGGCUGUGGGACCUCCCCCUGGAGGGCCUGCGCCUCCAUCUGGACCUCAAACACAUCGGCAACAAGACCAAGGACAUCGUCAGGUUCCUGCAGCAGCGCCUGAAGAAGGCCGUGCCGUACCACCGCAUGAAACUCAUCGUCGUGGGGAAUGCCGGGAGCGGCAAGACCACCCUCAUCCGGCAGCUCAUGAAGCUCAAGCGCUCCCAGCAGACGUCGCAGCGGACCACGGCAGGCAUCGACGUCUGCGACUGGACCAUCCGGGACCGCGACAGAAGGAACAUGGUCCUCAAUGUGUGGGACUUCACCGGUGGGGAGGAGUUUAGCGGCUCCCACCCCCACUUCCUGACCCCCAGGGCGCUCUACCUGGUGGUGUACGAUGUCAGCAAGGGCGCCGCCCAGGUGGAAUCGCUCAAACCCUGGCUGUUCAACAUCAAAGCGGUGGCCCCGCUGUCGCCCGUCAUCCUGGUGGGCACCCACGUGGACGAGAGCGUGGAGGCCCAGCUGCAGGCCUGCCUGGAGCGGAUCCGAGAGGAGCUGCUGCAGCGCCACGGCUUCCACGUGGUCAGGGACCACCACAUGGUGUCUGUGCUGGAGGACCUCGACGCCGUGGCGAAGCUGCGCAAGGCCAUCGCUCGGGAGGUGACCGGCUUCAAGAUGCAGGGCCAGCCGGUGAUGGGGCAGCUGGUCCCAGAAAGCUACGUGGAGCUGGAGCGGAGAGUGUUGCAGGAGAGGGCCCGGGCCCCCGCGGAGUUCCCCGUCCUCCAGCACCAGGCCCUGCUGCGGCUCAUCCAGGACAGCCCCCUGGAGGAGGCGGAGCUGCCACACGCCAUCCACUUCCUCAGCGAGGCCGGUGUCCUCCUGCACUUUGACGAUCCUGCCCUCCAGCUUAGAGAGCUGUACUUCAUCGACCCGCAGUGGCUUUGCGACAUCAUCUCGCAGAAACUGACCGUGAAGAGCUCAGGGUCCUGGGAGCACCCCAAGGGAGUUGUCCAGCGCUCGCUGGUGGAGAAGCUCUUGUCUGAGAGCAAGUGUUUCCCCAUGAACUAUCUGACCCAGUACCUCAAACUCCUGGAGAAGUUCCAGAUCGCCCUGCCCUUUGGGGUCGACCAGCUUCUAGUACCCAGCAGCCUUCCCAAGUCCAGGCCGGUGAUAGAGCUGCCCCACUGUGAGAACUCGGAGGUGAUUGUGCGCCUGUAUGAGAUGCCCUACUUUCCCAUGGGCUACUGGUCACGCCAGAUCAACCGUCUACUGGAGGUCUCCUCUUACUUGCUGCGUGGCAGAGAGAGGGCUCUUAAGCCCAACAGGAUCUACUGGAGGAGAGGCAUCUACCUGAGCUGGUCUCCAGAGGCCUACUGCCUGGUGGAGGCCAGCUCUCUGGAGGGAAGCUCCGCCAGCUUCGUCAAGAUCACAGUGCCCUGCUCACGCAAAGGUCACGUGCUGCUGGGCCAGGUGACGGACCACAUGGACUCCCUGCUCGAGGAGUGGUUCCCUGGCCUGCUGGCCACGGACAUGCACGGCAGCGGGGAGACCCUGCUGAAGAAGUGGGCCCUGUACAGCUACGAGGACGGCCAGGACUGGAGCAAGAUGCUGCUGGAGGAUCUGUUCAACCACAUGGAGAACGACUGUCUGCUGGUGAACCCAGACGACCCUCACUGCGUCCUGCCCAUCUCUCAGAUCGCCCCAGACCUCAUCCUGAGCGACCAGCCGGCAGAAACCAUGCUCCACAACGAGGAGCUUGACUUCUCCAAGGAGAACCCACUGGGGGAUGGCGGUUUUGGGACUGUCUACCGGGGAGUCUACAAAAACGAAGAAGUUGCGGUGAAGGUUUUCAACAAGCAUGCGUCUAAGAUCUACAUCCACCGCUUGCUACGACAGGAGUUGGCAGUGCUCGGCCGCCUCCACCACCCCAGCCUGGUGGCCCUUCUGGCAGCCGGCUCGGCCCCCCAAGCCCUGGUGAUGGAGCUGGCCCCUCGCGGCUCCCUGGACUCCCUGUUCGAGCAUGAGAACGGCAGUCUCAACCGCAAGUUACAGCACCGCAUCGCCCUGCAAGUGGCUGACGGACUCCGAUACCUGCAUUCCUCUAUGAUCAUCUACCGCGACCUGAAGCCCCACAACAUCCUUCUCUUCAACCUCAAGACGGACUCUGAGAUCAUCGCCAAGAUCACAGACUACGGCAUCGCCCAGUACUGCUGCAGCAUGGGGGUGCGCACCUCCGAAGGAACCCCAGGUUUCAGGGCUCCAGAGGUCGCCCGGGGCAAUGUGAUCUACAAUCAGCAGGCGGACAUCUUCUCCUUCGGCCUGCUUAUUUACGACCUGCUGACGUGCGGCGAACGCAUUUUGGACGGCAUGAAGUUCCCCAGCGAGUUUGACGAGAUGGCCGUGCGGGGGAAGUUACCAGACCCUGUGACGCACUAUGGCUGCUGUCCGUGGCCCGGCUUCCAGACCCUGAUGAAUGACUGCAUGAAAGAGAGUCCCCAAAACAGACCUACCUCUGCACAGGUGUUUGACAGGCUGAACUCGGGGGAGAUGCUGUGUUUGAUGAGGGAGCUGGUGGUGAGCCAGGCGCCCAAUGCGGAGUGUUUCACCGUGGGGGCGCCCAGCGGUGGAGACCAGGUCAAGGUCUGGGUGGCUGGUGGCAGCAGCACCCAGAGAAUAGGCUGCAUCUCCGAGGUGGACCUGGACACCCACACUGUCACUGACCAGCUUCAGAUCGACACCAGUCCCGUCCUAUGCCUGGUGGCGCUCCAAGUCCCCGGCAAGGCCUGCGAUUGGCUGGUGGCGGGCACCCAGGCUGGAACCCUGGUGGUCAUCAACACCCAGGACAUAUCAUCAUGCCACCACCUACAGAGUGUCACAGAUGCUGUGACCUCGCUGUUUUUCCACUCUCAUCCUCAGCUAAACAAAAAUUACUUGCUAGUCGGGACCGCAGAUGGAGUUCUGACGGUUUAUGAAGAGUCUGCUCUCCAGCAGGAGAACGGGAGGCCGGUCAAAAGCGUCAACAUCGGGAAUGUCAACACCCCCCUCGUGUGUCUGGGUCAGUCGGCCCACUCCCUGGACAGGAGCACGGUGUGGGCAGGCUGUGGGACCAGAGUCCUGUCCCUCUCUGUAGACUACGACAUCUGGAGGACCAUCAACACAAAGCCCAACUUCACCCACCAUUUGCAGAGGACAGCGAGCAGCGAGGCGUGUGUGUCACGUGUGGUGGUGGAGAAGCACGUGUACUUGAGCAAAGCCGGGGGCCAGACCGUCGAGGUUUGGGACAAGAAGAGUGAGAGGAUGGUGGACUGCAUUGACUGUUUCCAGCUAAUCAGACACGGCUCCAGUCGGAGGCCCACGCAGGGCUACCCUGAGAUGCCUCCCUGGGCUUGUGUCAAGGCUCUCAUGGUGCAGCCCGGGGCCAGCCUGUGGAUCGCCACCAGGGGGGGGUACCUGCUCCUGUUGGAACUGUCUAACCACCAGGCGCUGCAAGUCAUGAGCCCCCACUGCCAGUCUGUCCGCGGCAUGGCCUGCGCACUCAUAGAGACACUGAACCGUGAUGAUGUGGUCCUGGUUUUGGGGCGAAGGUUUUCCCAGGGUAGGAGUCAGAGUGGAGGAGACGAGUCGGUGCUGAUGUUCUGGAACAGUGCCCUUCCACGGGAGGUGAAGGAUCUGAAGAAACACUGUGAGAAGAGGGAGGAGAUCGCAGCCAAGAUGAGAGAGCAGCUCCACGACUGACUCAGAGACACGCAACUACGUAUGAUGUACGGAACCACACCUGGAGGGCAUACUUGCUCUGUCUCCUACGAAUGAUACUCCAACCAUAGAACAUUCUGGACUGCUUUACUGAGAAACGGGACAACCUAGAGUAGAACACAGCCUAGUCUACAUUGACAGUUGCCUAGAAAUCUUUCAAAGCUGGCACUACUAGAUACUAGGACCUGGCCUUGUAUGACCUCAAAUGACUCCCAUAUAUCAUUGUUAUGCUGAUCCCUCCACCAGUGAUAAAACAACAGUAAAUGUUUCCUAUAGAUUUGUUUAAACAUUUUUACCUUUUCUGUAGAAUGUACAUUAAAAAGGGACAGAAAUUCAGUUGGAACAUUCUGCUUCGCGCCUUAGAUUACCUCAUUUUCUGACAGCCAUACUUUUCAAUGUAACCACCAACCUACCAAUGUAAUCUAACAAUUAAAUGUUAAAUAACGGUCAAGGAGGUUAUUUAACACCGUUAUAAGCCGCUGUGAUAGAAGCUGUUAUUUGCUUUCUGUUAGGUCAGAAGGGUAGAACACUCUGCCAUAUGCUGUUACCCUACUCAGUGGAACUGCUUAAGACUGCUUUCAGUUUAAAAGGGAUACAAAUAACAUUAUUUGUAUUAUAAUUAUGAAUAAUUAUAACUUGUGUUGUCAUAAUGAAUCUGGUUAAUGUACUCAGGAAAAUCUCCUGUUCCCAAAUUUGUGUUUACAUGUGAAAUACCACUACUAUAAAAAAAACUGGACACUUAGCCAAAUGGAGAGAACUAUGACUUCUCUAAAGGCCAUAUUUGACUAUUUAUUGUAAUGUGUGUUUGUUUACCAGCAAGCCAAGGCACUUCUAACCAGUGUCUUCCCCCUUACCUAAGAUGUCAAUGAGACACACGGUCCUAUGUAAAACUUGAAUGUUUUCAUUAUGUCUAAAAAUACAUCUCAAUAAAUUAUAUUUUAUGUAUUGUAA
This is a messenger RNA of Osmerus eperlanus (European smelt), 8819 nucleotides long. RefSeq names its product leucine-rich repeat kinase 2 (gene lrrk2). The transcript has 51 exons. Gene Ontology annotation, molecular function: protein binding; protein kinase activity; ATP binding. NCBI's taxonomy places the organism in Eukaryota, Metazoa, Chordata, Actinopteri, Osmeriformes, Osmeridae. Gene Ontology annotation, biological process: protein phosphorylation. The record is from RefSeq and is a predicted model, not a curated record. The coding region runs from base 255 to 7850 and encodes 2531 amino acids.